ACUGCUGGUUCAUGCUCAGUGUGCUAAUGAGCUCUUCCACGUCUCCACAGAAAAUGGGGUGGAGUUAAGCCUACUUGCAGCUCAGUGGCCAAUGGAAAGGCCCCAGAAUUAACAGCAGUAUUUAUGAACAGUUAUGUUGUGCAGCAGAUUAGACCAGGACUGAGGAGAUGCAACAGCAGCAAUUGCAGACGUCAAAGAUGGUUUCCCACGUGUCCCUGUUGAGGGCGCUGUGCUGCCUGCUGUUAAUGCCAGGUUUGCUAGACGCAACAUCUCUUGUGAAAGUAAAGAAUCCUGGAGGGAAUCAAGUGAGCAUUGAUUCAGCUCGAGCACAUGAUUUCUUGACUAAUUCUCGACCUAAGAGGAACAUUGACCCAAAGUGGUACCGAGGCAAUCCUGAUUUUCAGUCCUACUACCGCUAUUACAACAGCAUUGGGCACAUUGAAGGAAUCUAUGAGAUUGACAGGAUCAGGAUGCUGUAUCAGCAGAUGCGUCACUUGGAGCUGACCUACGGCCCAGAUGCCUCCAGUUACCAAAAUGUCAUGGGUGUACUGACUACCACUGCAGCACCAACCACAACCACACAGCCUCCUCCACCUCCCACCACUCCUGCUCCUACACCAGACCCUCUGGAGAAUGCUCAGAGGAUCUAUUUGUGUAACCCUAAAGACCCACUGUGCAAACCUCAGAUUGUCUACCUGCCAACUGGGGCUGUUCCAGUGCUGUGUGACCCACGACUCAACCCCGCCUGCAGGCCCAAAACAGAGGAGGAGAUAAAGGCAGCAGCUCCUCCUCAACCACCCCCACCUCCUCCUGCUCCCAAAAAGUCUGUCCCACCUCCACCUCCAGCUGCCACUCCCAAAGGCAUGGAGUAUGACUGCGACCCAUACUGGGAUCCUGACUGCCUCAUCGACCACCCUCCCCGCCCUAUCCAGGAAACAUCCGAACCAGAGGCACCAGCUGAGGAGAAAGUGGUGAAAGAGGAAGAAGCAAAAGCUGAGGAAAGUGUCCCUGCAGCACCAGCCGCCCCAAAAGCGCUCUACCCUUUCUUCGACCCUUAUGAUUUCAAACGUGACCUUUAUGACCCCUCUCGUUACACCGAUCCAGCUCCAGAACCACAGUAAAAAACAAAGUGCUUAAAAAACGAUAGCCUUCUAUGCAGGGCAAGACUACAAAAUCAAAUCACAAGGCUAAAACAAGACUGUGAGCAAAUCCACACUCAAUUGUAAAAUUCAAAUCAUGCAGAUUAUCGCAUGUUUUAUGAGACAGACAUGUAAACAAUGCUUUUAUGCUCAUAGUUUUUCCAAAUGACAAAUCAAA
This is a messenger RNA of Toxotes jaculatrix (banded archerfish), 1317 nucleotides long. It is a transcript of the gene and3, whose product is annotated as actinodin3. NCBI's taxonomy places the organism in Eukaryota, Metazoa, Chordata, Actinopteri, Toxotidae. The transcript has 5 exons. The record is from RefSeq and is a predicted model, not a curated record. The coding region runs from base 168 to 1121 and encodes 317 amino acids.